Molecule: messenger RNA, 1607 nt
Organism: Liolophura sinensis
Lineage: Eukaryota; Metazoa; Mollusca; Polyplacophora; Chitonida; Chitonidae
Product: glycine receptor subunit alpha-2-like
Exons: 9
Coding region: 1-1347 (448 amino acids)
Biological process (GO): monoatomic ion transmembrane transport
Cellular component (GO): membrane
Molecular function (GO): extracellular ligand-gated monoatomic ion channel activity; transmembrane signaling receptor activity
Source: RefSeq, a predicted model, not a curated record
AUGGAUAUAAAGCCUAAUGAUUCUGACCGUGUUAUUCAGCGCAGUGUUGACACAGGAGAGUUUGUGAUAAAAUCGAUAGAAACAUCCCUGCAGGACUGGACAGAAAGCGUGGAUGCGGAAUGUCAGAUAGAUUGUGUGACUGGGGAGAAUGUUACUGACGAGGACACGAUUGCUGAACUGAUGGCGGAAGUAAUGACAGCAAACAGCUACAACAAACACAAACGGCCGCCCCCACGCAGUCUCCCAACCAUUUUACGGGUGGGAUUUUACGUGGAAACGCUGGCAUCCAUCAGCGAACUGGACAUGGAGUUCACCAUCAACAUUUACCUGCGGCAGACUUGGGUGGACCCUCGGCUGGCCUACAUUUCCUCAUUAACAGCUGUUAUGGUGGACACUAGCUUUUUGACCCACCUAUGGCAGCCAAGCUUGUACUUUGUGAACGGCAAAGAAGAGAAAAGUCAUAAUGUGCCCGUUCCCAACAAACUGGCGAUGCUCGACCCUAACGGCACUGUGUUUUACAGUCAAAAACUGUCGCUCCGAUUAUACUGCGGAAUGGACUUGGAAAAGUUCCCUUUCGACAAACAGGAAUGCCCAGUCAAGAUGAUGAGCUACGCCUACAACUCCAAGGGUAUUCUUUUGGAAUGGAUGAAGGUCAAGUCUCCUGUUGAAAUAAAGCCCAACCUGGAAUUGCCAGAAUUUAUAGUUGCAAAAACAAGCUUACACAACUGCUCGUCAACAUACAUAACAGGGCGGAUUCACCUGAAGAGGCGAUACCUCCAGUACGCCAUUCAGAUUUACGUACCAAGUGCCCUGAUGGUCAUCUUAUCCUGGGCCAACUUCUGGAUUGACCACCGAUCUACCCCGGCCAGGGUGUCGUUAGCUCUCCUCUGUAUCCUCACCAUAACCACCCAGAGCUCCGGGGCAGGGUCAAAGUUGCCCAAAGUGGCUUAUGUCAAGGCUAUAGACGUCUGGAUGUCCGUCUGCAUGGUGUUUGUCUUCAGCGCCUUCAUCGAGUUUACCCUGGUGAACAUCAUGGCGCGGAGGGUGGAAGGUGAAAAGACCCCGAGCCUACUACAGCGGGCCAAAAACAUCUCGGGUGGAGCCAAGAACGUGGUUGGGGUCCAGUCGGAUGGAAAGUGUGCGGAGGAUAAGACACUUAAAGCAAAACCCAGCAUGAACAUUCUUCAGAUGGCGACCGCUCGAUUUGCCUGGAGAGGGCUCACGGGCCAUAAUGACAACAAAAUUAUCCCGCCCUUGACGCUGGACUCCAAGUCCAGAGUCUUAUUUCCUUUCCUGUUUAUUGCUUUUAAUAUCAUAUAUUGGGUAUAUUAUUUGGUGUUGCUGUAAAAAUCAAACUGAGAAACUACCAUGUAUAUUUGUGCAAUCGUUUCCAUCGGGUUUUGUGAAGUGAUAAUGGGAUCAGAUUUCCUGUGGUCGCAAUGGAAGCUCGUUUGCUACAGAAAGUGAUCAGUUGAGAUAUGUCCAAAACUAAUCGCAUGAGUUCAGCAAAACUGCGUAGGAUACGGUUGGGUCUAAGCUCCUAGCGUGUAAAUAUUGCCAUGUAGAUAACAGGUCGGCAGCCAGCAUUCAGGGUGGGAUCGUACAAA